Molecule: messenger RNA, 2654 nt
Organism: Musca domestica (house fly)
Lineage: Eukaryota; Metazoa; Arthropoda; Insecta; Diptera; Muscidae
Exons: 6
Coding region: 111-2138 (675 amino acids)
Source: RefSeq, a predicted model, not a curated record
UUUCGUGGUAGCCAAGUAAAGUGGUAAAUUUACCUUGCGAAUUGCAAAUAUUUUUUAAAAAUAUUUUCAAAGCAAAUACAACACCGGUUGCUGAAAAGAAAGAACAAAACAUGAGAGAAGAAUAUUUGGAAACUGAAGAAUAUGAAAAUUAUCAAAACCUGGUGACACAAGCGGAUGAAGCGGUCAAGCAGGAGGAGACAAGCACCACGGCCGAUGAGAAACUUACAUUUGAGGAAUACUUUCCUCCGCUGCAUCCCAUCGAUUUUGAUUGUCACUCCGAUGAUGCAAUGUUGCGGAAGUUGUUGAAAAAGUUCCAAAUGAUUUUUUUGUACCCAUUUUUUAAAGCUUAUGACAUUACAUAUCGUAGUUUACGCUACCUCUCCGUGGAUGAUAUUAACACAGUUAUACGUAGUGUGGGUCAUCGGGCUGAAUUCCGCGAAAAACUCUUUGCAUGGCGUAGAAAAAGGUACCGCACCAACAAUACCCAAAUAAUUGAAUUCGAGAAAUCUUAUCAAACCGUCACCUCAGAAGAAAUACCAAGAUCCAGUCAAUCGGCAGAUAAUAAAAGCAAUAAAUCAAAUAAAUCCAAUCCAAUAAUGAUUAUGGAAACAAAUGAGGAAAUAGUUGAUGGCGCCAAUGAUACAUCAUCUCUGCAAGAAAUGAUGAAUGAAUUACCACUGGAAAUGGAAGUGGAAGCAGGCGGAGGUGCACCAGCAUCCAAAAGACCCAGAACGGAAACAAUUGUUAAUCUACGAGAGACCAGAUUGGGUGCAUUGUUGAAUCUUGAAGAACUUAUCGAAGAAUCUGUUUUUGGUACCAUUAUCAAAGUAUUCUAUAACCGACACGGCUAUCUGGAGAGAAAACAUCGUGACGAGAUAAUCAACACUAUUGUCGAUUAUGUGGUCACGAAGGAAAUCAAGCUACACUCAUCGGAUUUUGGUAAAAUUGUCGAUAUGAUUGUCAACUUAUUUCCCGCUGAGGAAGAGGCCAGGGACUAUUAUUUUAUUAAUCGCAAAGGCAAACGUAAUCCCAUGGGGCGUCUAUAUACAAAAUAUUACAAUACUUUGAAACGAAUACGAGUUCGUGACAUACAUCAAGAGUUUACAAAUGAAUCUAUGUGUUCAUUUUUGCAAACUGGAUCAUUGAAGGACGACACAAGCAAGACGAAGAAAGCAUCGACAGCAGUUUUGACCAACGAAGCAACAACAUCUGCAAGUGCUAAUCAAACAAACAGCAUUAAUACUACGGAUGACAACAAAAACUCAAACAACAACUCCAACACACAAAUAGAAUUUAUUGCAGAUGAUUUUGAAGAACUCCUCGAAUCGAAUGAUACUUCAUCAAGUACUGCAAAGGAUGUACUUCGUUGUCAAGGAUUAAAUUGGGAUAAUGUUAAGACAUUAUGGUCGCAAACUCAUCUGAUACGCCAAGAGGACAUUGAGCAUUCAACAGUCAAAGAUGUCAUCCAGCAAUGGCCAAAGUAUUUAAAUGCCAGAGGAAUGGAAUUGUUCGACAUUGAUUUUCGCCUGAAAUUCUCACGGAACAAGGAGAACUUAUUGCAACGCAAGUGGUCGCGGUUUGUACAGAAAAUCUGCUAUUACUAUCAGAGCAACAUUAAGGAUGAAAUGUGCAAGGGAUUGUUUGCUCUGUGGAAAACCAAACCAGGAAAAGACACCGAAGAUUACAUACUCAUUGUUCUACUCAAUUCCAUUAUCAUACCAAUGGCACGCUAUCGAGAUGCUGCCGGUAAUCGUCGUAAGGUAUCCAUUGUUGAGGCCGUUGAUCUAUUUGCGGUGCGUGUCAAUCAUUUGGAGGAAUUGGAUCAAAAACGUGAAGAAUUUUGCAUCAAGUUUGGUGAAAUUCACACCGAGUUUACACCGCUCAUUGUUGUUGUGGGCGAUAAUAAUAUAAAUAUACAUGAAAUUUAUGUGCACUUUCACGUUGCCCUAUAUGAAAUGCCCGAUUUCCUAACCGCCCUCGAUUGCUGCAUGAAAAUCUAUCGGGUAUUGAACUUACCAUUCCCAGCCUCAAAUGAUUAUGUUUGGACAUUUAUCCAGCGAUAUUUCUAUGAAAUACAAUUACCCGACGAUACUAAAUGUCCAUCGAUGAGUUCGUUGAUAACGUAUUUGAAGAAUUAGAAAUAUGGGGUUUGUUUGCAAGGGCAGUAUUAAAAUAAUUUAAGAUUAUAAAUAAAUAAAUGUAUGUAAGUCUAAGUAUUUUAGCCGAAUUGCACACCAUUCCACAAUGUUUGUUGACACCAAUGCCUGUAAUCAUCUUGAUGUCUUUAUAUAAAACAAAAAACACCACACUUUUUAAGCGUUUUAAAACCUGUAUAACACUUUUAAAGACAAUUUAUUAAGAUAACAAUUUUAUACACCUGAUGCUAACUGCGCGUCGUGCCGGCCCAGAUCCCAAAGGAGACAAAUACCAGAGUUAGCAACAACAACAAUAAUAACAUAAAAGCAAUAUCAACCAGCAAGCCCAACAACCGCAAUAAUACUACUGCUACCGCUGCACAAUAUCAAGAAGCAACAAAAACCCAAUGAAACUUGAGGUUAAAAAGGUAGGAAAAAGUUUGCACACAAAAAGGACUUAACAAAAUGAAAAGACAUCUUAACUAGAGUGGCAAUAAACGUAUUAUAGUCGAACCACAA